AUGUACGCUCUAACCUUUGAUUUGGAAGCGCGUCUCGUCAGUUACGAACUGAGCUCCAAAGAAAGGCCCCAGAUCGCAACACCUAUGGCGCAAUUUUAAGCCCUUGGUUCCAGCAUUCGCUUGAAUUCGCAUUCUAUCAUGAGUCACUCUACCCCACCCCUGGGUCUACUCUGCUGGCGGGUGUAUCUCCUAGUUUGGAUGGGUUCGCUGGUUCAGGGCUCGUGUGUGAGUCUCUCUUUGGACUCUGGAACCCGAGAGGAGCGCCUGCAAGUGGGCAAAAAGAAGUACGAGAUGCUCGUCACCGAUGCCAAGAUGCCACGCUACGGACCUUGUUGGAAGAAGGCCUUACAGGCCCUGGAAACCGGAUGUCAAAACCUCACCGACGAUGAGCAGAGCUACAUGGCCUUACAAUUUGCCAAUUGUUUCUUGGCCAAGGCGGGACAAACCACGUAUCCUUGUUCCAGGAACCAGGUCCUGAGCGAAUGUCUGAAAGAUAUGGAUCACAAGGCCUUUACCACAUUCUCCGAUUUCUUCACGCACACGCACAAUAUGUGCUACUUUUUGCAAUCCCAAGUAUGGCACGAGCAUACCGAGCAAACUAUUGCUAGACUCUCAGCGGCCUCGGCCCAAAUGUCGAGUAAUCUGGAGGAUUCAUCCAAUCUCCAAAUGAACAUCAUCCAGAAUCAGAGGGAGAGCUUGGAAUAUCAACGGCAAAUCGUAGCCAAUGGUACGAUAUUAAGCCAAGCCAUUUCCUCGUCUAAAGAGAAUGUGAAGGAGAUGUUGCAAGAAUUUAAGACUUCAACGCUGGAGCAACGAACCAUGAUAUUUGAGAUCUUUGAACGUCUAAGCAACAAGCUCCAGAAUCUGGUGGUCAACGAGGUAUCUUGGCUUUACUCCGUGGUCUUCUACGGCUCUUGUCUGCUAGUGGUCUAUUUAGGUACAGCCACCAGACGCACUUCCGAUGCUCGUCUAUUGCUUUAUUGUGUCCUCUCGCUAAAUUUCCUAAUGGAUCGGCUUGUGUGUAACCUCAGUCUCCAAGAUGGAAGUGAACCAGUUGGCGAUAUUGAAGACCUCCCGGAGACUAUUUACUUCCGGAUUUGGUUAAUGCGGAAACUGGUUGUCUUCCUUUGCGUUUGCCUCACAGGAUACGUGGCUGUUAACUACGUGGACUACAAUGUAGUGAACAACAAAAUAUUGGAAGAUAUCCGGAAACAGAACGCCGACUUAAAGCUUAAUAUGGAAACUAUUCAUGUGGCUAAUCGAUAUUCGAAACCACCUCAACCCAAGGAUGUGCUCGAUGGAAACGGACCAUUGUUGGAAGAUCCAUUUACGGGAAAUUUCACGGAUCCCGGAAAUUGGGCCGAUCGAAGCGAGAACGACGAUGACAGUAACUGUGAGGACGAGGACGAUGAUGAUGAUGAUACCAUGAGCUUCAAUUCGACACAAACCGAUCAGACCUGGUUUGGGAGAUCGGACUUCCAUCCCGAUCUAAGUGAAGUGUCAUCUUGUGAAGAUGAUGAGGCUGGGCUUGAAUUGGGGCUUAGUCUUUUAUCCAAUAUAUCAUCACAUGUGCCAGAUAGGUCUCCUCAAUGCAUACCUAAGGCACCGCCCCGAAGCUCCCAAAGCUCUCGAAGUCGAAGCGUGACUCCAUCACCUUCCUUGAACGAAACCACGCACUCAUACAAUCUACGGAAUCGUAGUACUAUGUCACGGAAGUCUGAUCUGAGGCCGGAAUAUGCAUUUGAAACCGACAUGGCCUUUGGCAAAACCAUCACACAAAUGGCGAACAUCACUAAGCGCAACUCUGCUAAGAUUAAAAUGGCCUUGAAGAAAUCAAAGGCCAACCAAUCAACUCGAGGUCCGGGAUUUUACUCAUCAGAUGACAACUGUCUUGACCCCUAGUUAAUUUACCAUUAAUGCAAUGACAAAUGUGAUUCACCUAAUAAAGCUGUGACGUGAAAUGCUCAGUA
This is a messenger RNA of Tigriopus californicus, 1970 nucleotides long. RefSeq lists its product as uncharacterized. Bases 139 to 1902 code for a protein of 587 amino acids. The record is from RefSeq and is a predicted model, not a curated record. NCBI's taxonomy places the organism in Eukaryota, Metazoa, Arthropoda, Copepoda, Harpacticoida, Harpacticidae. The transcript has 4 exons.